Molecule: messenger RNA, 159 nt
Organism: Rangifer tarandus platyrhynchus (Svalbard reindeer)
Lineage: Eukaryota; Metazoa; Chordata; Mammalia; Artiodactyla; Cervidae
Source: the annotation of a GenBank genome assembly
GGCCGCCGAGCGGGAAUCAGAAAGGGCGAGCGAUUGGCCCGCCUGGGCGGCGGGGCACGCGCCCUCCCUCGGCGGGGGGCACAGCUCUCAUUUCUUGGGAAGAUUUUCAGUCUUCGCCUAUGUCAGGAGGGGAUUCAGGACGACGACAGAAGAGCUCAG